AUGCAUUCCUUCAAGAGCAUUCUCUUUCCUUCCCUCUUUGCUUUGGCUCAUGGGCACUCUGUCAUUCUCAAUGCCCAAGGUCUCGACACUUCUCCUGCUAGUGUAGGAUUUCAAGUUGAUCCCGAGAUCGCCCGCAACUGUAUCACUAUCAAUCCUUGUCAGCAGGAUGCCACUAUCAUUCGUGAUGCAGAGAUCACUGCCAACAUCGUCAACCAGUGUGGCCGCACUGAGCUUUCUGGUAACAUUGAUGUCGGCGAGAACACUGAGAAUGCCCUUUCUGCUGGCAAGGUCACUCAGGUUGAGGCUGGUGGUGAGCUCACUGUUACCAUUCAUCAGGUCAACGCCGACGGUGCUGGCCCAUACGUGUGUGAUCUUGACGAGAGCAGCAACACCAACACCAACAUUCAGAACUUGACCGUUACAAAUAACGUUCCAGGAACAAAUGGUCUCUCUCAGGUCAAGACUCAGGCUUUCAACAUCACCGUCAAGAUGCCUGAUGACCUCAACUGCUUUGGAGCUUCCACCGGUAACAUUUGCACCGUCCGAUGCCGUAACAACGCUCUCGCCGGCCCCUUCGGUGGCUGCUUCGCCGUUCAGCAGGCCGAUUCCGACAAGAAGACCAACACUCCUCAGAACAUCAAGACUACUCAGCAGCUCCAGGCCAUCAACGCUCAGGUCCUCCAGAAUCAGAAGGACUUUCCCGAUUCCGUGAAGGCCAACGAGAACGCUACCAACGACGAGGCUGAUCAGAACAAGGCAGCCGUCGACGCUCUGCUUGGCAACACCAUCGUCACCUCCGCCUUUGCUACUGAGACACCCUCUGUUGUUCUUGGACGACCCCCUGCAGCUACCGAGACAGGCGCUGGAGGCGACGACAACAACAACGGUGGAAAUAACGGUGGUAACGACAACAACAACAACAACAACAACAACAACGGCGGUAACAACGGUGACAAUGGCGGUAAUGGAGGCAACGGCCAAGGUCAAGACAAAGGCCAAGGUAAUGGUAACGGCCAGGGUAACGGACAAGGCAACGGUGGUCAAGGCGGCCAAAACGGCGAUAACAACCAGGGAGGUAACGGCGGUAACCAGGGUGGCCGAGGGGGUUUCGGAGGUGGUCAGGGUCGAGGGGGUUUCGGUGGCGGCGGUAACUUUGGCGGAUUCGGAGGAAACGCCAAGCGAGCUGCUUCUAAGCUCCGAUGGGCCAAGCGAUUCUUCACCCAAGAAGAUACCAUCUAA
Messenger RNA from Fusarium redolens, 1239 nucleotides. RefSeq lists its product as uncharacterized. The record is from RefSeq and is a predicted model, not a curated record. The coding region runs from base 1 to 1239 and encodes 412 amino acids. NCBI's taxonomy places the organism in Eukaryota, Fungi, Ascomycota, Sordariomycetes, Hypocreales, Nectriaceae. The transcript has 4 exons.